CUUUUCUAGAUCAACAAAAUGGCUACGACCAUCGUCAAUAAUUUUGAAAUUCCUUCGUGGGCGGGCAAACCUCCGCCAGGUCUUCAUCUUGAUGUCUUGAAAGAUGGGAAAAUGAUUCAAAAACUCAUGAUAGAUGAGAAGAAAUGUUAUUUCUUUGGUCGAAAUAAACAACUCUGCGACUUCUGCAUCGAUCAUGCUUCAAGUUCUAGGGUGCAUGCAGCCUUGGUUUGGCAUAAAUUUCUUGAACGACCAUUCAUCGUUGACCUUGGCAGUACUCAUGGUACAUUUAUUGGGCAGCUGAGAUUAGAACCAAAGAAACCACAGCAAGUCCCCAUAGACAGUUUAAUGCAUUUUGGAGCCUCGACACGAACGUACAUAAUUAGGGAAAGACCUCAUAGCAAAAUUAAUUCUAUGAAUGAUUAUGCUGAGGAUGGAGAAAUUAAUGCUUUACCCGAAACUGAACUCGAAUUAGAUAACCUCACAGAGUUUAAUACCGCCCAUAACCGUCGAAUAGCAACAGUGGCCGACUUACCUGACGCGUCGAAUUCCAGAAGAAGAAAGAGAGCCUCGUCGACGGGGACUCACGUCGUUCAUUUUAAUGAGGAAGAAGUAAUUAUUAAUCCUGAGGACAUAGAUCCAUCAGUCGGCAGAUUCAGGAAUCUCAUUCAGACAACAGUCAUCCCAAAGAGAGCCAAGAUUGAUUUGUCGGGCCUGAGCAGUAUAGCUAAACCUAAUCAGACGACAUCUUCCAACAGCAGAAGACUGUCUGGGGGAGGGAGUGCUCACUACGAUCAUACAGAUGAGGUAACAUCUACGAACAGCUUAGUAUCUAUUGCAGAAAAAUUUGGCCUGCGAGCUCCUAACUCGGCCCCCGACUUAUCUGAGCCAAGCAAUCAACCAAUCACGUCAAACGUCAACAAACAUCACGCGCCUGCUGAUGACGCAAGCAACGAGCCAAAGAAGAAAAAAUAUGUCAAGGAGUCAUGGCCUGGGAAGAAGCCAACGCACGGACACGCCUAUCUUAUUUAAUUUCAUCCAAUUCUUAACAUUUGUUCUUGGUUAAAAUAUGAAAAAUUGAAGAUAAAAUAAUUGUAGUGGGUGUUCUGAAUGUCCAUCCGUGACAAAUAUUAUUAAAAUUUUGUAAAUGUAGAAAUUAAUUAAAUCCAUAUUAUUAAACUGACAGCGAUGUAUCUGUAUGCGUAUAUAUAUAUAUUAUAUAUUUAUAUAUAUCUGUGUAUGUAAUUAACUGUUUUUAUUAGAAUAUUUGUUUAACGCAACAUCAAAUGUGUCAAAAUUUUUUUCUUGUAUGAUGUUUCCUUAUAUAUAUAUAUAUAUGUGUGUGUGAGUGUUCGUAUGUGUGUGUAUGUGUGUGUGUGUCGUAUUUGUGUGUUUUACUAACAUUGUUACAUGUAUAUCUUGAUAGUAUCACAAAUAUAUUAACAUUACUAAUGACCAUUGA
Messenger RNA from Helobdella robusta, 1459 nucleotides. RefSeq lists its product as hypothetical. Gene Ontology annotation, molecular function: mRNA binding; protein binding; protein serine/threonine phosphatase inhibitor activity. NCBI's taxonomy places the organism in Eukaryota, Metazoa, Annelida, Clitellata, Rhynchobdellida, Glossiphoniidae. Bases 19 to 1029 code for a protein of 336 amino acids. The record is from RefSeq and is a predicted model, not a curated record. Gene Ontology annotation, cellular component: nuclear speck. The transcript is spliced from 8 exons.